This is a messenger RNA of Danio rerio (zebrafish), 1216 nucleotides long. The record is from RefSeq and is a predicted model, not a curated record. Lineage: Eukaryota; Metazoa; Chordata; Actinopteri; Cypriniformes; Danionidae.
GGGGUUUAAUCCGGUUAGCUCUUGAAGACUCCUGUUAAUCUGACUGCAGCAAAGGAGUGUGUAGGACUGAAUGUGUGUUUGCUUGUGUUGUCCAUCAUGCCUGUCUUCUACACACCGAUCCCUCAGAACCUGAGAGUGGGUCUGGCCAAUGUCAGCGGCUCUGUCUUCAUCAACAACAGGACCAGAGACAGCGCAGACUUUAAAGACCACUACCUGGAGAAUGAAGCGUGUGCGGAGGUGUCGUCUCAUCUCCCGCUACAGAUGAUGCUCUACUUCAACAUGUUUUUCUUCCCCUUCUGGUGGAUCUCUGAGCUUCUGAUGCUGCAGUUAAAGUUCAGUUAUCUGCCGGUGUAUUACCAGUGUCUUCUGGUCACAGGGAUGGUGCUGAUCAGUAUAUUCGAGGUGUUGCGGAUGUACCUCGGAUAUGCUGGGAAUCUCAAAGAGAAGGUUCCAGAAUUAGCCGGAUUUUGGCUGAUCUCCUUCCUCUUCCAGCUGCCCAUCCUGCUGUUCUUCAUCACCGAUCCGGACAUCAUUAUCCUUCCUCUGGAGCGGGCCGUUCACUCGCUCUAUCUGGCUUUCCUCCUGGGUGAGCUGAUGGCCUCGUUCCUCGCCUUGCGUGUCAUGACUCGAAAACUGGCCCAGCAGUUUCACAUGAGGCAGUUCGGCCACGUCCAGGGUCUCCACACAGCAGAAGCUCUGCCCAUGUUCGGACUGCCAUAUGGGGGCAGAAGUGUACUGCCUGUGCAGGACAUCCAGCCUCACUGACAGACAGAUCAGACACCAACUGUAUAUCACUUCUGCUGCUUAAAGACAGCAUGAAACUUAAGCUGCAACGGUCUUUCAUCCCUGUUGUGAACAGUAACUCAGCUACUAGACCAAUUCUCAAACAAGAGAAUAAAAAAAGAACUUGGGACAGAUCUUUAGUCUAUAAGUAGCCUAAAUGGAUGGUUAUGGGACUGAACAGAAGAUUUGCUAUUAGCGGAUCAUGUGAUUGACAGGUUUAUUCCACCCACGUGAGUGUGAACAUAUCAUGAAUGUCACUGCUAGAGAAAAAGGAAAAAUGACACAGGGGUGCCCACACUUUUUCUUAUGAAGGGCAAUAAUCCAAGCUUGACUGAGAGCUGUGGGUCAAAAGUGAAUAUAGCAAACUGUAUUAUAUUAAAGUUUCCAUGGGUAAUUCCCUAAUUUAUUUCAGAAUUUUUAUAAAUAAAUAGAA